Racocetra fulgida is the source of this 312-nucleotide messenger RNA. The record is from the annotation of a GenBank genome assembly. NCBI's taxonomy places the organism in Eukaryota, Fungi, Glomeromycota, Glomeromycetes, Diversisporales, Gigasporaceae.
AUGAGGAAUGAUCCUUUGAAACUUGAUAUAGGUUAUUUUACAAAUUGUAAUGCGUAUUAUACUCAACUAGCUGUUCAAGUUCCUACUGGAGCAAAAUGUAUGCGAGCUGUAUUUGAUAAUACUUAUUACACUUCUACAAGAGUACUUUAUGUUGAUUUAGUUGAUGAACAGGGAUAUUUUCAUUUUUGUAAUAUUGUACCAGUACAAAUAAUUAAUACAUAUCAAUUUUGGGCUUAUGCCGGAUUCCCUAAUUAUGAAAACUCAACAGAUCCUACUGAUGAUGACUGUUUUGGAGGUUUGUAUGAUAUGUAG